UAUCAUCUGUAGAACCGACUGGCUCAUUCUCAUUCCACCCUCAAAAUCUCUUCGACGUCGAUUAAAAUACCCCCUUUUUGUCUCAUUAUUUGUAGAUUUAAGGUUUUUAAACCUUAAAAACCCUAGAUUUUGAUUUCAUCGGUACCCAAUUAUAAUCUUAAAAAGUUACUAAAACCCCCAUUUCAGAUACUGGAUUCUCGUUCAGUUUAAGCUAUAAGAGAGACGGGGAGGGGCAAUGAAGUCUUUUAUAGAAAAGGCAUUGCCGUUUGCUGCUAUGGUGAUGGUAGAAUGUGGCGAAGUAGGGAUGAUUACGUUAGGAAAAGCCGCCAUGAAUAGUGGACUAAGCAAUCUUGUGUAUGUUGUUUACUAUAAUGCCCUUGGCACCGUCCUUCUUCUUCCUAAUUUCGUCAUCCACAAUUGCAGAAAUAAUCGACGCCCGCUCACUUUAUCCGUCCUGUGUAAACUCUUCGGCCUUGGCCUUUUGGGGAUCUGUCUUCUACAGGUAUGUGCAUAUGCCGGUAUCAACUACAGCUCUCCGACUCUAGCAGCUGCAUUGGGAAACUUAAUUCCAGCUUUUACGUUCCUUUUUGCCAUAAUCUUUAGGAUGGAGAAGUUCGAUAUAAAAAAACCAACAAGCCAAGCAAAAGCACUUGGCACCAUUGUGGCUAUAACGGGAGCAUCGGUGAUGACUUUUUAUCAGGGUCCCGCAUUAUUCAAGACGAUUCUUGAUGAUGAUUUACGCAAGGAUCUACUUUUUUCACAACAAUCGAAUUGGAUACUUGGGGGCUUACUCAUUACAAUCACUUGUGUUUGCUCUUCAUCAUGGAAUGUAUUUCAAACGGCAACUGUCAAGGAGUACCCAGAUGAAGUGACCGUAGUUUUCCUAUUUUGCUGUUUCGGGACAAUUCAAUGUGCGAUUUUUACUCUCAUUUUAGAGCGGAAUACUGAUGUUUGGAUGCUGGACACCGGCUCAGAGUUGGUAUCUAUUGUUUUUGCGGCAGUAUUUGGCUCUGCAGUCCGUAACACUGUUAUAACAUGGUGUCUGCGCAAAAAAGGUCCGAUUUACGUGUCCAUGUUCAAACCCAUCUCAAUGGUCAUUGCGGUCAUCAUGGGGAUAACGUUUCUUGACGACGUUCUUCGGUUAGGCAGUGUGAUUGGAGCAGUGAUAAUAGCUGUGGGAGUCUAUACGGUUUUAUGGGGACAAUCUACGGAACAGAAAUUGACGAGAGAUGAUGUUUCAAGACUCGAAGCACCAACCGAAAACACCCAUCUCCUCCAAAAAUGAACCAUCGGGUCAAUAUCUUCGGUCAACGUUCCACCUCGGUUGUUUCUUGAUAUGCUGCCUAUUAUUCAAGAAAACCAGCACCAGAAAGGCUUCAAGUUCCACACUGGAUCCUUUGCUCAUCUCCAGAAAGGCUUCGUGUACCCAAUUUGUGACUUUUGUAUUGAUUCAGUUUGAAAAGUAAAAAAGAUUGGUUUUUUGCUAUGUCGAGAUUUAGGGUCCGUUUGGUUUGAUCGGAUGGUUUUGAGGGAUUUGCAUUUUAUGGAAGGAUUUGAA
Messenger RNA from Cynara cardunculus var. scolymus (artichoke), 1558 nucleotides. RefSeq names its product WAT1-related protein At3g28050-like. Gene Ontology annotation, cellular component: plasma membrane. Gene Ontology annotation, molecular function: transmembrane transporter activity. The transcript has 8 exons. The record is from RefSeq and is a predicted model, not a curated record. The coding region runs from base 236 to 1285 and encodes 349 amino acids. Lineage: Eukaryota; Viridiplantae; Streptophyta; Magnoliopsida; Asterales; Asteraceae.